Molecule: messenger RNA, 5108 nt
Organism: Harpia harpyja (harpy eagle)
Lineage: Eukaryota; Metazoa; Chordata; Aves; Accipitriformes; Accipitridae
Gene: CDHR1
Product: cadherin related family member 1
Exons: 17
Coding region: 213-2810 (865 amino acids)
Biological process (GO): homophilic cell-cell adhesion
Cellular component (GO): plasma membrane; catenin complex
Molecular function (GO): calcium ion binding; cadherin binding
Source: RefSeq, a predicted model, not a curated record
AGUAAUUGGUCUAAUUAGGUGGUAGGAAGGAGCUUCUUUAAAUUCUUCAGAAAUUAAGACGUGUCAUCCGCUUAACAUCUUAGCAUCUGUUACUGCCUCUUGCACAUUUCUCCACUACAUCAGUCUGAAGGACGCUUUCCUGGACCUUUCAGAGAGACAAAAAAACAACAAACCCUUGAAACAGAGAAGAAAUUGACACUUUCUUCAGUGGGAUGAAGCAUGUAAGGCAUUCCACCCCCUCCUUGUUUCUCAGUUUGGUGCACGUUUGCCUGGUUCAGGCAAAUUAUGCCCCCUAUUUCUUUGAUAAUGGAGCCAGAAGCACAAAUGGGAACAUGGCACUCCUCAGCCUUUCGGAGGACACACCUGUUGGUACCCAUGUGUACACUCUGAAUGGAACUGAUCCAGAAGGAGAUCCCGUGUCGUACGGCCUGGCCUAUGAAGCUGGAUCAAGACGCUACUUUUCUGUUGACAAGAACCUUGGAAAUGUUACGCUGAUCGAGGAGCUUGACAGAGAGAAGGAAGAUGAGAUUGAAGUUAUUGUCAGUAUUUCAGACGGCCUGAGUACAGUUUCUGAAAAAGUCAGGAUCCUUGUAACGGAUGCUAAUGAUGAGAGCCCGGAGUUUAUCAAUACACCUUACAUAGUCCAAGUCCCAGAGAACGCUCCCUCUGGCAGCAGUAUCUUUAAGAUUGAGGCAGUGGACAAAGAUACAGGUUCUGGAGGAAGUAUCACCUACUUCUUGCAGAACAUCCAUGCUAAUAAGUUUACAAUAGACCGGCACAGUGGUGUCCUGCGCAUCAAAACAGGGGUCACCCUGGACUAUGAGAAAUCAAGAACACAUUUUGUCAUCGUCGUAGCCAAAGACGGUGGUGGGAAGCUCAGGGGAGACAACAAAGUGUUUUCAGCCACAACAACAGUUACUGUCAAUGUGGAGGAUGUUCAGGACACUCCUCCCAUGUUCAUCGGGACUCCCUACUAUGGAUAUGUCUAUGAGGAUACACUCGCAGGCUCUGAGGUCCUUACUGUUGUUGCUCUUGAUGGAGACAGAGGAAAGCCUAACAGUAUUCAUUACUGCAUCGUGAACGGAAGCGAAGGUUCAUUCAAAAUCGGCAACACAACUGGAGCCAUUUCUGUUAUUAAAAGCCCAAAUCAGCUCAAGAAAGAAGUGUAUGAACUAAAAGUUCAGGCAUCCGAAGUCAGUCAGGAAGGUGACAUCUCAGUGUACGCUUUUGCCAUGGUGACUAUACGGGUGGUCGACCUCAACAACCAUCCACCAACCUUCUAUGGAGAAAAUGGUCCCCAGAACAGGUUUGAACUGACCAUGUAUGAGCAUCCCCCAGAGGGUGAAAUCUUGAGGGGACUGAAGAUUACAGUCAAUGAUUCAGAUCAGGGAGCCAAUGCUAAAUUCAACCUCCGUCUUGUCGGACCUGGUGGCAUCUUCCGAGUGGUUCCCCAAACUGUCCUGAAUGAGGCUCAGGUUACAAUAAUAGUGGAAAAUUCUGCUGCUAUUGACUAUGAAAAAUUCAAGGUGUUAACCUUCAAGCUUCUUGCAAUAGAGGUGAACACACCGGAGAAAUUCAGCUCGACAGCUGACGUAGUUAUACGCUUGCUGGAUACCAAUGACAAUGUCCCGAAGUUCUCCUCGGACUACUACAUUGCCAGGAUCCCCGAGAACUCCCCAGGGGGCUCAAACGUAGUUGCUGUUACAGCUACAGAUCCAGAUUCAGGGCUUUGGGGAGAAGUCAAGUACUCUAUCUAUGGAACAGGAGCAGAUCUGUUUCUAAUCCACCCAUCAACGGGUAUAAUUUACACCCAGCCCUGGGCUGUAUUAGAUGCUGAAGUGAACUCGAAGUAUAAUUUCUACGUGAAGGCAGAGGACACCGAUGGGAAAUACAGCUUGGCUGAAGUGUUUAUCACUGUGCUAGAUGUCAAUGACCACUCUCCAGAGUUCAAUGAAAACAUCCAGGAAAAGACGAUGAUCAUCGGGUCACCGGUGAAGAUAGAGGCUAUAGAUCAAGAUGCAGAAGAACCCAACAACAUUGUGGAUUAUUCCAUCAUGCAAGCAGAUCCAGCCAAUGUGUUUGAUAUAGACCAAAGCACGGGGGAAAUCAAGCUGAAAUCCUAUAUCCGUUCCCUGGACAUCAUCCACAACAUCACAAAGAACAAAGACUGCAUAUGGUCAGUGGUGGUGCAGGCCAAAGACCGAGGCUCCCCGUCCUUCAGUACCACGGCAGUUCUGAAGAUUGAUAUCACAGAGGAGACUCUUCACAAAGGGCCUAUGGCCGCCUUUUUGAUGCAAACUAAAGAUAACCCCAUGAAAGCCUUAGGAGUGCUAGCUGGUGUCAUGGGCAUAAUGGUGCUGAUAACUAUCAUGAUCUCUACUGCCAUGUUCUGGCGCAAUAAGCGGUCCAACAAAAUCAUGCCGGUAAGAAGGAUCAUAAAAAAGAGACAGACCCCACAGUCCCGGACAGUCAGGAUGGAGUGGCUGAAGUUCAAGAGGCCCAGCAAUGCUGCCGAGAAGUUUGUUGUUGAGGAUGAUGCCAAGAGCCUCCACAACGAGAACAGCAACAACAACAUCCAGGUUGCCCCCGUGCCACCGACCGCCCCCUUGCCCCCGCCACCUCCUGCCCUGGCUCCCAGGGGGGACGCCCCAGGGUGGCGGGUGCCAACCGUGUCCGGCUCCCUCACUCCCAAGUUUAUAAACAAGCAGCUGAAGAAGAGAGGUCAUGGCAGCGCCCACAAUGCCCUCGUGUCAGAGCUCAAAAUGAAGUUUGAGGAGAGGAACGCAGCUAUCAGUGAGCCCCACAUCUAGGUGCUCUUGGCAGCCCCCAGAGACUGCAGAUCAUGGCUGUGCAUGGAUAUAUUUAUGUGCCGUGGUCUUCCCGCGUCUGUCAGCACCCUGUGAACUGACAGCAGCUUCUUGCUGUGAUAGCCAUCCCUCACCUUCUGCAAGUAUUACACACUACGGAGUUACCCCACCCAUAGCAAACUCUGCGGCCCGUGUCCAGUUGCGACUGCAGUCCCUUCGGCUCGUGUCCCAGUGCUGCUCCCUCCCUGCAGCUGUCUGACCGGGCUGCUGAGUACCCUCACACCAGCCACCAUCUCCCCAGGCAAACGGAGAUUCAGGUUGCCCUGGUUUUGGAGGUCCCUACCCAGAGUCCUGGUUUUCAACCAAGACGCUCUGCAGCCAAGGCACUGGACGAUGCCACUUCUGACCUGGUCUGGCAGGUGGAUUUGAGGUGUCCAAAAACACAUCACUUCAAAUCCCAGACCCACUUUUGAAGAAGAUGUUGGCCUGGCUGUGGCACCAGCACCGAUGUGCAGGUCUCCUACAUCAGUGACACUGCGUGCUGCAGGAGGAUAGCAUGUAGCUGGUACUUGCUGUCCUCAGGGCGCGACAUGCUUUGCAACAGCUGGUGGAGUGAUGUGCUCAUGGCCCGAGUACCUUCAUUUCCAAAAGGUAAGCGGGCAGGCUUGGAGAAGUUCUUCAUUUUCCUGCAGCUAAUGCCGGAUUUUGCCAGAGUACGCUGACAUGAUGCUGCGCUUUGCUUCUGCCCUGGACUUGCUUGCUCAUCAGGGGACGGGAGGGCCACCUCAGCCUUCCCUAGACCAGCUGGGGAAAGAUUUGAGCACAGUUCAAUAGCAGCGCUCACUCCUUCUGACACCGCGUCCCCUCAUGAAGGAGAGGCCAGCAGGAGAAGGACAUGAUUAAAAGCAGCAGGGAAGACAAGGUAAAACCGAGAGAAAAAUGAUAAGUGAAAAAUACAGAUAAGUGCUGGAAAGUCACAUAUGUCCAUCAGGGAAGUGUCUGGAAAGAUCAUUUGGUUUUGUGCACUGCUAGCAGGAGGUGUCGGGGAAUGUAUUUCAUCACCUCUCCUGGCUUACUCCAGGGACUGGUGAGUGCAAAAGGAGGUUUCCAUAAAAUAUUCUUGUUUGUCCUAUCAGUAUUUUUGAGUGAAUUAUGCAACAGUUAAGGGAGCGGGUGGUGUGGGGGGGGUGGCAUCUGACACCUUUUUUUCCUGUUACGUGACCGUAAAAAGGCACCAAAGGCAGAGCACUUUUUUUCACUGGAUCUACCCCACAGUUUCUCCCUCAUGUUUGUUUCUGAGGGAUGUUUUUCAGCUGGGCCUGGCUGUUUCCCAUCCCCUGGGGAGAAGGCAGCACGCCGGGCUGGCUGGGGAGCAGCACCCUGCACCCUCUGCCUGAGCCCUGGCCCCGCAGGGCAGCUGUGCUCCCAUGGAUCAGCACCGUGAACAUCAAGGUGGAGAGCAAACCCUACAGGACAGGACACUGUGUUAAUUCAUGAGACUCUUGUCCAGCUGUUUUCAGCUGGAUCAGCAGACCUGGUCCUCAGGGGCUCCUCUUCUCUCACCCCAUUAGCUGGUCUAAUUCCCUUUGUUUGCACCAGGACUUCAUCAGCGUAGGGGAUAGCUGGUUGAAUAAGAAGUUACCCACUUACAGGGAAAAUCCUGUAAUUUUGAACUUCAGUUCAAGCCACCUAGAAGACAGAGGGUGACCAUGGCUCAUGUCACCCGUGGGCUGAGCCAGGGGCUGUAGCCGAAAGGUGCGGCAGGGUCCCAGCUGGGGGCCGUGGCAGCAGCACUGCUCCCAGAGCCUCUCCACCUCUCUCAUUUCCUCCACUGUUUUUUUGCUUAUUCCUCCUCCUGGAGCCGCGUGGCGUGAGGCCUAGGCUCUUGCGUUGUGUGCGGUCACCUCAUCCUUGUCGUUCGGCUGUGAGCCGGUGGGAGGGAGGGUACGUGCAGCCCCCGGCCCCAAUCCUGCUGCCCCGCACAAGCACGCAUCUUCUGCUGGUUGCGUCUCCACCAACUUCUGCAAUGUUUCCCGAGGUACCAAGAGUUUGUGAUUUAUUUCCUGUACUACUGUUUUCCCGCUGUUGUGUUGAAGCCAGUACUCAAUGUUCAUUCUCCAGUGAGGAAAGCCUUUAAAGACCAUUCAAUUAAGUGAGAUUUAACAGGAGUUAUAGGCUUAUAGUCUUAGAGAUUAUAUUUAAGAGGGAAUAAAGAUGUUUUAUUACUAUGCUGUGAGACUUUUUUCCAGUUACUCUGUAUUUCAACUUCAGGGGUGUUUUUUUAUAAAUAAAAAAAAAACU